Molecule: messenger RNA, 960 nt
Organism: Bufo bufo (common toad)
Lineage: Eukaryota; Metazoa; Chordata; Amphibia; Anura; Bufonidae
Product: melatonin receptor type 1A-like
Exons: 2
Coding region: 1-960 (319 amino acids)
Biological process (GO): G protein-coupled receptor signaling pathway
Cellular component (GO): membrane
Molecular function (GO): melatonin receptor activity
Source: RefSeq, a predicted model, not a curated record
AUGGAACAGGUGGCCCCUACUCAGAGCCAGCACUCAGCCGGGGACCCAGAAGAGGAGGAAGGAGAAUAUCCCAACUGGGUGGUCAGCAUGCUCACUACAAUCCUCAUUGUAACCAUCAGUGGUGACAUUUUUGGGAACCUUCUGGUCAUCUCAUCUGUCUUCAGGAACAAGAAACUUCGUAAAGCAGGAAAUGCUUUUCUGGUCAGUCUUGCAGUGGCAGACCUACUGGUGGCAUGUUAUCCUUACCCGUUGGUUCUUCUUGCAAUUUUCAACCGUGGCUGGAGAAUGGGACACACUCAUUGCCUGUUAAGUGGAUUUUUUAUGGGACUUAGUGUUAUAAGUUCAGUCUUUAAUAUAACAGGCAUUGCUGUCAAUCGAUACUUCUACAUCUGUCACCACAGCUGCUACUCCCGUCUGUUUUCCAACACGAGCACCACGUUGUAUGUGGGACUGGUCUGGACAUUAGCUUUUGCAGCCAUUUUACCAAACCUCUUUGUUGGAUCCUUGCAAUACGACCCAAGAGUCUUCUCCUGCACAUUUUCUCAGUCAGUCAGCCCAUUGUAUACUAUUGUCAUUGUGAUUUUCCAUUUCUUUUUACCAAUUAGUGUAGUGAGCUUCUGCUAUCUUCAGAUCUGGAUACUAGUUCUCAACAGUCGGCAUCGGGUGAAACCAACAAGACAGGUCCAUAUCCGGACAUGGCCGAACAACAUGCAAAGUUUUCUCACUAUGUUCAUAGUUUUUGUGCUCUUUGCUGUAUGCUGGGGACCCCUAAAUAUCAUCGGGUUCUUGGUGGGCUUGAACCCACAACUAGGAGAGUCAAUUCCACCCUGGCUUUUUGUUGCAAGCUAUUUCAUGGCUUAUUUCAAUAGUUGCCUCAAUGCUGUGGUGUACGGUGCUCUAAAUAAGAACUUUCGAAGAGAAUAUAGGAGAAUCUUGCUGAACAUUUUUCAGUUGGCUUAA